This is a messenger RNA of Rodentolepis nana, 522 nucleotides long. NCBI's taxonomy places the organism in Eukaryota, Metazoa, Platyhelminthes, Cestoda, Cyclophyllidea, Hymenolepididae. The record is from the annotation of a GenBank genome assembly.
AUGCCGGGUGUUCUCGUAACUGGAACUUAUACGGAUUUGGGUGGAACUGCCGAACGAGCUGGUUUAAGACCUGGAGACGAAAUCGUUAAGGUCAACGGAGUCAACGUGGAAGAAAUGGACCAUCAGGAAGUCGUAGAUCGAAUUAGAGCUAAAGCAACGGUCUGUUUCAUGUUGCGUCGAAUGCGACCGUCUAGAAGUUACCUUGCAGCGACAUCCGGUGAACCAAUUGAGGUCUCUUCUCAGCCUAAUCAUCGUCGAUAUCAAAAACGCCGACUCCAUCGUGAAGCUGUAGGUCCGACCAGUGCCAGUGGAACAGCAGCUGCUGUUAACCGACGUCGGCCUAACAACGGUCUUAGCGGCAGCUCACAUAGGCCAUAUCAAAGAGACUUUUCAUCUUCUCCUCCAUCUUAUUCAGGACGAACAGACACUGACGGGGAUGAUACAGUUCAAGAGAGUGGUGAUCAAGGAGCUCAUGGUUCGAGCUCAGGAAGUCACGAAUGGAACGAUGAGGAUGUAAGUUGA